AUGCUCAAACAAAUUCUUAGUAAGCUUCCACGAAAGUCAUCUAAGUCGACUGCAAAUCGUGAGCACGGUGGAAACCAUGCUGCCAAUUCAAAUGCAUCAACGGGCUCAAGAAGUAAUGGUGGAAAGUCUGCGAAUUCAAGCAUCUCAUCCAUAGCAGUAAAUAAUUCUGCUUCAGAUGUAGCAAUUCAUCGAGGCGUUAAUUCGAAGUUGAAUGGAAAUCUAGGGUUUUCUCAGUAUGAAGGACUGCCUGGAUUCAAGGAUGUUCCAAACUCUGAGAAGCAGAACUUGUUUAUUAAAAAGUUGAACUUGUGCUGUUACAUAUUUGACUUUACUGAUCCUACAAAGAACCUCAAGGAAAAGGAGACAAAGCGACAGACACUGCUGGAGUUGGUGGAAUAUGUAACUUCUGUGAGUGGGAAAUUCUCUGAAACUGCUAUCCAAGAAAUUAUGAAAACGGUGUCUGCAAAUUUGUUUCGGGCAUUCACUCCUCAACCACGCGAGGACAAAGUUAUAGAUGGUGUUGAUUUGGAGGAGGAUGAGCCUUCUAUGGAUUCUGCAUGGCCGCACUUGCAAAUUGUGUAUGAACUUUUCUUAAGGUUUGUAUCAUCAACUGAGACAGAUGCAAAAUUGGCUAAAAGAUAUAUUGAUCAAUCCUUCAUUCUGAAGUUGCUGGAUUUAUUUGACUCAGAAGAUCCCAGAGAAAGGGAAUACUUGAAAACAAUCCUUCACCGCAUCUAUGGAAAAUUCAUGGUGCAUCGUCCAUUUAUCAGGAAAGCUAUCAAUAACAUUUUCUAUCAGUUUAUUUUUGAGACUGAGAAGUACAAUGGUAUUGCUGAACUUUUAGAAAUUUUAGGCAGUAUCAUUAAUGGGUUUGCUCUGCCUUUGAAAGAAGAACAUAAAAUGUUUCUUGUUCGUGCAAUGAUUCCUCUGCACAAGCCAAGAUGCUUAGCAAUGUACCACCAACCAUUAUCUUACUGCAUUACGCAGUUUGUGGAGAAAGACUGCAAGCUUGCUGAUACAGUAAUACGGGGAUUGUUAAAGUACUGGCCUGUCACUAAUAGUUCAAAGGAAGUCAUGUUCCUAAAUGAGCUGGAGGAGGUUUUAGAAGCAACCCAGCCACCAGAAUUCCAGCGCUGUAUGGUACCUCUGUUUCAGCAGCUUGCUCGUUGUCUGAACAGUUCACACUUUCAGGUGGCAGAGAGAGCAUUGUUCUUGUGGAACAAUGACCCCAUUGAGAACUUGAUCAUACAAAAUCGCAAGGUUAUACUACCCAUUAUCUUUCCUGCUCUAGAGAAAAAUGCUAGAAACCACUGGAAUCAAGCUGUCCGUAGCUUGACUUUAAAUGUACGCAAGAUCUUUGAAGAUCUUGAUCAUGAGCUGUUCAAUGAAUGCCUAAUAAGGUUUCAGGAAGAUGAAAUGAAGGAAGCUGAGAUUAAAGCAAGAAGUGAAGCCACAUGGAAACGAUUAGAAGAGCUUGCCGCUCAGAAAGCUGCAAGUGAUGACAUGGCGGUUGUUCCUACCUGCAAAACACUCAAUCGCACCACUUCAGUUAUGAUCAAACAAAUACUUGGUAGGCUUCCCAAGAAGCCUUCCAAGUCAUCCGAGAAUCGUGAAUUUGGGGGUACAUCUGUCGCUCCUUCAAAUACUUCCUCUGCUUGUAAAAGCACUUGUGAUUUUCAGAGCAACAGGCCUGGAGCUUUAAACAAUUCAUCUCCUCCCGGUCCCGAUUCUGCUCCUCUUUUAGGUUUUAGUCAUGGAAUGAAGCCUACCCAGGUUGGGAAUCUGAAGUUGAAUGGCAGUUCAGUGCCUGCUCCGUAUGAAGCAUUGCCUGGAUUUAGGGAUGUCCCAAAUUCUGAGAAGCAAAACUUGUUUAUUAGAAAGCUCAACUUGUGUUGUGUGGUGUUCGACUUUGCUGACCCUACUAAGAAUUUGAAAGAAAAGGAUAUCAAGCGCCAGACGUUACUUGAGCUUGUGGAUCAUGUUACUUCUGCAAACGGGAAGUUCACGGAAACUGUCAUGCAAGAAGUUAUAAAGAUGGUAUCUGUUAAUUUGUUUAGGCCUCUUACACCACAGCCCCGGGAGAACAAGGUAUUAGAGGCCUUUGAUUUGGAAGAGGAGGAGCCCAUGAUGGACCCAGCAUGGCCUCACUUGCAAAUUGUGUAUGAAUUCUUUCUUAGAUUUGUUGCAUCGCCCGAGACAGAUGCUAAGUUGGCUAAGAGGUAUGUUGAUCACUCUUUUGUUCUCAAGUUGUUAGAUCUCUUUGAUUCUGAGGAUCCAAGGGAGAGGGAGUAUCUGAAGACAAUUCUACAUCGCAUCUAUGGAAAGUUUAUGGUGCAUCGUCCAUUCAUCAGGAAGGCUAUCAAUAAUAUCUUCUUCCGUUUUAUUUUUGAAACGGAGAAGCAUAAUGGGAUUGCUGAGCUUUUAGAGGUUUUGGGUAGCAUAAUCAACGGGUUUGCUUUACCGCUAAAAGAAGAACACAAAUUGUUCCUUGUUCGGGGACUGAUCCCCCUUCACAAGCCAAAGUGUUUACCUAUGUACCAUCAGCAAUUAUCAUACUGCAUUACACAGUUCGUGGAGAAAGACUGCAAGCUGGCUGAUACUGUUAUAAGGGGUUUAUUAAAGUACUGGCCAAUCACAAAUAGUUCCAAGGAGGUCAUGUUCCUAAGUGAGUUGGAGGAAGUCUUAGAAGCAACUCAGCCAGCAGAAUUUCAAAGAUGUAUGGUACCGUUGUUUCGUCAAAUAGCUCGUUGCUUGAGCAGUUCACACUUUCAGGAGGAAGGGUCCUACAUGGUCACAUUCAGUGUUGUCAAAGGUGCAAGGUGUCUUAAGGUGACAAGGCCUGCUAGCGCUUGA
This is a messenger RNA of Dovyalis caffra, 2853 nucleotides long. Lineage: Eukaryota; Viridiplantae; Streptophyta; Magnoliopsida; Malpighiales; Salicaceae. The record is from the annotation of a GenBank genome assembly.